AUGGCUACUGCAACUCUUUUAUCUGAUACUGGUCAUGGUGACUCCAAUCAUCCUCAUCAUGCAAAACAAAAAUGUACUUCAGCAACAUGUUGUUCGCCUUCACGUCUUUGGAGAUCUAUUCAACAACUGAUUGCUGAUAACAAUCAACAAGAAUUGGUCAAGUUAUGUCAAGAUCCUAACAAGGCUAGUCAUGUACUUCGUGUUUUAUUGACUUCAAGAUUGACUAAUGAUGCAUCGUUGUAUCCUGCAUCUCAUAAGCAUCGUGUACUUCAAUUGGUUCCUUUCAAUGAUGAUCCAUCCUCUUUUCGAUCCAAAGUGAAAGCAACGUUUGGCAAGUCAACUACUGAUCUGAAUGCUUUGCAAUUGGCAUUAUUUCAUCGACAUGAGGCGAUUGCGUGCUAUCUUCUUCAAUUGGUGCGACAACAGGCAACUGAUAAGGACAUCUCGCUCUUUAUCAAUCAUUUAUGGGGCAAUCGCAAUGGGUCAUUACAUCUUGCUUGUUUCUUGGGUAUGCCUCGUGUGGUACAGCUCUUAUUGGAUAUGGGUGUGGCGCCAGAUACCGUCAAUGGACAACGUUGGACUGCUUUGGACUGUUGUUGCACUUCGGAUUGUCGUAUCUUGAUGGAACAAGCCAUAUCCAAAUUGAAGAAGAAAAAACAACAGCUUGAUUUGGAACCUCCUGAUUUGGUAACUGAUUCAACAGGUCUUAUUGAAAAACCCAGGAAACAACAGGAUAGGAAGCCGCCUAUUAUUGCUCGGCGUGAUGCUCGUAUGAAACCAGUAGCCAAUUGGGGUGGUACGUAUCCUUCUCCUUUGGAAUGGUCUGAUGGUCCUCCUGUGAUGCAUUCUUUUGAUCCUCAUGGUGGUCAUGUAUCUCUUAUCAAUCCUUCAGCAAAUUUUGUCCAUCAUCAACAUCAAGAAUUGAAACGGAAUGUCUUUAGUGUGGAUCCUUUGCCGCCAUCAUUAGCCAUUCCUUCUUUUGAUCAUGAAGAAGAAGAGGAGGAUGAUGACGACGAUGAUGAUGACGACGAUGAUGGUGAUGACGAUGAUGAUGGUGAUGAUGAUGAUGAUGAUGAUCCUGGUCGACCUCAUGUUCGGUUUGAUCCCAAAGUGGUUUUGGCGGAAGCAUGUAUACGAGGGGAUUUGCAAGAACUGAAUCAAGUGAUUAUGGACAAUCAAAUGGAUACUUCUUGGCUGUUAUAUGAUGAUCAUGGCGGUGUAGCGGGUGGUCAGAAUAGAACACUUCUUCAAUUGGCAUUAAUGUAUGGGCAUCAUUCUAUUGUGCGGUAUUUGGUUAAUCAAGUCCAAGUGAAUUUGAAUCAAGUCGAUGCAGAUGGAUGGACUGCUUUGCAUUAUGCAGCUGCUUUGGGACAAUGGAAAACCAUGGAAUAUUUAGCUUCUUCUGAUUUGAUUGAUUUGUUUGCUGAAACGGAUGAUGGAUUUACAAUUCAAGAUUGUCCUGGCUCUGCUUUGGAAAGGAUUCGAUGUCAAUGUAAGUGA
Messenger RNA from Halteromyces radiatus, 1500 nucleotides. RefSeq names its product ankyrin repeat-containing domain protein. Gene Ontology annotation, molecular function: protein binding. The record is from RefSeq and is a predicted model, not a curated record. Bases 1 to 1500 code for a protein of 499 amino acids. NCBI's taxonomy places the organism in Eukaryota, Fungi, Mucoromycota, Mucoromycetes, Mucorales, Cunninghamellaceae. The transcript has 3 exons.